CGCCUGCCGGCUGCUGUCAGGUGUUGCGUUGUUCUGCCGCAGUUUUCUGGCCUUGUGCGUCUUCUCGUGCGUGUUGUUGGUGUUUCUUAGUAAUAUCUAGCAGUGGACUGUAGUGGUGGUUAGCUGUUAAUCUUUCUGCAGUUUUGUGGUGCUUUUUAGACGUUCGACAUGUCCGCAAAGGAGAAUCGCGGUGGCGGUCAAACAUGUUGCGUGCCCGGCUGUAGCAACAACACAAGAAAGGACAAAAACAUAUCAUUCCACGGAUUCCCCAAGGACAACAAGCUGAAGCAAGAAUGGGUGCGCAGGAUAAAUCGGCAAGGCUCGGAAGGACGAUUUACCUUGUGGAAGCCUUCAAAGCACCACAAAAUAUGUGGUGCGCAUUUCAACACAAGCGGGCGCAAGGGAUACAUGGAUCGUCUCCCCACGAUCUUUCCACACCGAGUGUAUGCAGAACGGACACCUGCUGUGGUUACGGGCGCUGGGAAACGACGCCGUAUAAAGCGCGUCGUGGCGAUGUCGCAGGAAGCCUAUAUCCAGGACGAACUCUGCAUCUGUGGCACGGUUGAAGUGGAAUCUCAGCAACACAACCUCUCAGCUACUUCACCUGUGCUUCUUCCAGCUGCUUCUCCAUCAAGCAUGCAUCCCCAGCUACCAGCAGACUACGACCAUAUGUAUUCCAUGGGACCAGCAUCAGAGGCAGCACAUCGUUACCAAGCAAGGGCUGCAGAGCUUGUAACUAGGUGUCAACAACUACAGCAAGAGAAUGAAAAGCUGAGACAGAAUACCAGUUUCCUUGAAGAAGAAGUAGCUAAACUGCGUUCUUUGCUGCACAAGGAAAAGACUGGGAGGGCUAGAGAUAAGCAGACAACUAAGCAAAGUUCUCAUAUUGAAGACUUAGUCAAGGAUGACAAGCAGCUUAGGUUUUACACUGGCUUCUCCUCACUGAAGCGCUUUGAAUGCUUCGUUGCAUUUAUCUGUUCCAAGCACAGAACAACGAACUCGCCAGCUGGCCGACGACCUAUGCUUAGUGUGAGGAACUGCUGAUUAUCUGCUUGUGCAGGUUAAGAGUCGGCCUCCUAGAGCAGGAUAUAGCAUUCCGUUUUGCCAUAAGCACAUCAUUGGUAAGCGGCAUAUUCUCUUACUGGGUAGAUUUCCUGAGUGAUGUGCUAGUUCAGAUCCCAGUGUGGCCAUCACGUGAAACUGUGUCUUCGUACAUGCUGCAGUCUUUCAGGGCUCUCUAUCCUUCAACUCGUGUGAUACUGGACUGUACAGAACUUUUUAUUGAGACCCCAUCUGAUUACACUGUGCAGAGUGACACAUUCAGUGCCUACAAAAGUCACAAUACAGCAAAAGGCCUGCUGGGGAUAACACCUAAUGGGUUUAUCUCCUUUGUCUCUGACAGCAGCAAAUAAAAAAAUAGGCUCUGAAAGGCCUGUGAUCCCAAAGCUGUCCAUAUCAGCUUAUUAUACUUCAAUACUACAUUUUUAAAAAUUAAAAGUAUUCAAAUAAAGGCAUGAUAUGUUACAGAAAAUGUGUGUCAGUUUGCAUGUUCUACUACAUGGGAAAGGAACAGGUACUGCAGUGCAGUAUUCGUCAAAAACAAGCUUUACUUCUCAACACAACAUUGAAAAGAGUAAGGAAUGUGAACACUUAGUAUGCCUGACGCAUUGCAUGAAUACUGCUGAUGUUUUGUAAAGUUUCACUCCUUUUACAGCUCUAAAAUGACUAAACAACCAAACUGCCCCACAACCAUCUCAAUCUGCCCACUUUUAUUGUGGAAGUGCUUUUGUGCUGUAAUGAAACAACAUGCACAAAAUAUUUAAAAUGGAGCAUAUGCGGGUAGAAGGGAAGAACAUUGCAAUGAAAUAAUUGUUUACACUAUGUAUUGCAAAGAAAUAAGGAAUCUGAGCACUGAACAUAACUACAUUGAGCACGCAAUUUGAUGAAAGUUGUAAGCUUAUCACAGUUCUGUAAUGAUUAGCAUAAAGAAAUUGCAGUUUUUGUCCGUCACUUAGUUUUGUACAUUGUUACACAACGCAUUUCUGUACUGCACUGAAAAAAACAUACAAUAAAAACAAUAUGGCACAAGUGGAGAACAAUGCAAUGAAAAAAUUGCCAAAAGCAGACUGCAAAUGAAUGAUACGUUCAGAAGUGUAAACACUACUGUAUUACCUCUGUGGAAAAAUUAAAAACAAAAUGCACACACAACUCUUGUUUGUCUUAUUCCAACUGCAAAAAUACUGCCUCUUGGCUGUUUACAUGGUUUAAUCAGAAGCAUUGAGAUCUAGAGGCCUUUUAACAAAAACUGCUCACCUCCAUAGCAAACAGUCAUAGUGCACAUGCAUUAGGGAAGCAGUGUGACUUCCAUGUGUUAAAAAGUCUGCUGUGCGAUAUGAGCGCGUGUUAAAGAAACCAUAGUUUGUCUGAAUUAAUCAGAAAGCCUUUCCGGUGGCCGGGCGCAGUCGGAGAGGCGGACGGAAAGACGCGAGCGCGGCGCGGCGGCGCUCCGUUUUCCCAGAGUGCUUUGCGCGGCCGCUUGGGGGCGCGGCGGAAUUUGUGAAAAGGU
Molecule: messenger RNA, 2566 nt
Organism: Dermacentor andersoni
Lineage: Eukaryota; Metazoa; Arthropoda; Arachnida; Ixodida; Ixodidae
Source: RefSeq, a predicted model, not a curated record